Aedes albopictus (Asian tiger mosquito) is the source of this 1997-nucleotide messenger RNA. RefSeq names its product heterogeneous nuclear ribonucleoprotein K (gene HnRNP-K). The transcript is spliced from 10 exons. Lineage: Eukaryota; Metazoa; Arthropoda; Insecta; Diptera; Culicidae. Gene Ontology annotation, molecular function: mRNA binding. Gene Ontology annotation, biological process: regulation of transcription by RNA polymerase II; regulation of mRNA splicing, via spliceosome. Gene Ontology annotation, cellular component: nucleus; cytoplasm. The record is from RefSeq and is a predicted model, not a curated record. The coding region runs from base 224 to 1510 and encodes 428 amino acids.
UCAGUUCUUCAUUUCCGGUGCAUCUAACCAGAUGUCCACUACAUCGUGUGAGCUGUGUUUUUGUGUUCCUUGUAUUAAUAUGAUUGUCUCAUUAAAUGACUUUUAGUGACUAGCAUAUGUAGUUCAAAUGAACUAUUGUUCAUCGUACAGUGUAUUUGCAUUAUUCUUAACGUUUUGUGUUGUGGUGGUCAAGGAUAAUUAGUGAUCAGGUGUAAGAUUCAUAAUGAAACGGGAAAACGAAGACCACCAGGAUGAUGAUCAGCAUCAUGACGACGAUGACACAUCCGACCAAAAAUCCGUCAACAAACGCUCCCGAAAAGACGAAGAGGAAGUUCGCCUUUUGAUUCCUAGUAAGAUGGCUGGAGCUAUUAUUGGAAAAGCUGGACAUAAUAUCCAAAAGCUACGUACAGAGUACCAAGCUCAAGUGAAUGUAGGCGACAGUACAGGCCCCGAACGUGUGCUCACCAUCGGUGGCGACAUGGAAACAAUUACCAAGGUGGUUAAGGACGUCAUGAAACAUCUGGAUAAGGCUGGAGAAAACGAGUGUGAACUGAGAAUCCUGGUUCAUCAGAGUCUUGCAGGAUGCGUCAUCGGUCGAGGCGGCACCAAGAUUAAAGAGCUGAAAGACCAAAUUGGCUGCAGGCUGAAGAUUUUCUCCAACAUUGCUCCACAGAGCACUGAUCGUAUCGCGCAAGUGAUUGGAACUGAAGACCAAUGCUUGACGGCUUUGAACGAUAUCAUCGGACUGAUCCAGGGAACGCCAAUCAAGGGCCCAGUUCAUAAUUACGAUCCUCACAACUACGAUGAUAUGUACGCCGAUGAAUACGGUGGAUACGGAAUUGGAGGAGGUGGCGGUGGAAACUUCCGCAACGGACGAAAUGCUGGCGAAAACUCCGGUGGCAAUGCGGGUGGAUUCGAUCGUCGCGAUAGGUUCGACGAUCGAGGUCGCGGAGGACGUGGAUACGAUCGUGGAAACGAUCGCAAUCGCGGCGGCAUGAGAGAACGAGAAUUCAUAAAUCCGUGGGCGCCCAACGUCAAUGGUCAACAAAUGGGAGGUAACGCCUUUGGUGGAGGCGGUGGCCUCGGAAUGGGUGGUAUGGGAGCAAUGAACUUGGGAGGAUCCGGAGGAAACAUGGGCAAUAUGCCUAAUAUGGGCAACAUGGGAAAUAUGGGCAAUAUGGGCAACAUGGGUAAUGGAAGCAUGGGUAGUUUUGGAGGACAAGCUCCAACUAUGGAUAACAGAACAUCUACCCAAGUUACAAUUCCUAAAGAUUUGGCUGGUGCAAUCAUUGGAAAGGGAGGUGGCCGAAUUCGCAGAAUCCGAAACGAAUCGAACGCUUUUAUCCAAAUUGACGAAGCUUUGCCUGGAUCAACAGAUCGUAUCAUCACGAUUACAGGAUCACAAAAGGAAAUACAAGCUGCCCAAUACAUGUUGCAACAAAGUGUGCGUGAAAAUCUUGCCGCAGGCGGCGGUGGCGGCAACGGAGGCGGUGGAUUCAACCGUAACUGAAUGCAUUUCAUUUGAUCUACGCAUACUUUACCCAUUUAGUCUGUAUAAGACACAUGUUUAGAUGUAAGUGCAUAGAUACAGUGGUGAAUCAUCAAUAUACAUCAACAUGUGUUUCCAACCUAAAUCAGAUUGAAUUCCUGAGUGUCGAUUUACCACAGUGUUAAGAUUCAUGGUGAUGUUAUUAGAUUCUAGUCACCACUGUAUGUGACCAAGUAACAGCCACCGGCUCAGAAACGAAUCCAAGAAAUAGUUGAGCUACAACAUACGUGUAUAAUGUCAUUCUAAAAUCAGUUUGUAGACCUUUUAGCCGUAACAAUAGCAAACAAUCCACUUUUCUUUUUAAGAAUAUGUAUCAACUUUUAUACCUACAUAACUGAUUCGUUUGCAGAAGAGACAAAAGUAUUGUAUUAUUUUAUCCUGUUUUAUACAUCCUUUUGGCAACACAAAGUUGAAUAUUUCUAAUAAAAACUACUGAUAAUACCCCGUU